GUGGCUGGGAGAGACCCCCGGGCCGGGCCGGAUCGGGCCGGGCUUCUCGCGAGAGAGGCGGCGCAGCCCCAGCCGGAGGAGGAGCCGCGGCCGGGGCUGGCCGGAGAAAGCCAGCGGGACAAACGCGCGGCCGGAGCGCGAUCCAGGCAGCGGGGCCGGGCGGAGGUUGUGACCAUCCCAAUCAAAGCCAUGUUGGAUUCCAGAGGUUUUCCGUUGAAUUGGAGAUGAGCUCGGCGAGGAAGUAGCUGAAGAUCCCACCUGGCAGAAUGACCAAGGCACGGCUUUUCCGCCUCUCGGUGGUCCUCGGCUCCAUUUUCAUGAUCUUGUUGAUCAUCGUGUAUUGGGACAAUGUCGGGACCGCACAUUUCUACCUCCACACCACCCUCUCGAGGCCUCAGGGGGUGCUCCCCACAGCGGGGAAGGACAACCCAGCUUCUCUGCUGGAGAUGGAUGACUUUUUGGAGAACCUUUUAAAUUCCAACCUGAAAAAGAACAUGGAUGUGGGCCGGAAGGCAGAGAAACCCAAGCCGCCCUUGCGUGCUUCAAGCAAACCCGGGGCCAGCAACUUGGAGGAGAACGUCAGAGGCUACGACUGGCCCACCCGGGAGACCAACAUGGUGCUGGACCAAGCAAAGUUGCAGAAGGAGAGACGGCAGAUGUUGCAGGACUGGUGUGCCAAUUCCAGCUUCUCCUUCCCAACCAAGGAGAGGACCUUCGAUGACAUUCCUAACUACGAGCUCAACCACCUCAUCGUCGAUGACCGUCAUGGCAUCAUCUACUGCUACGUCCCCAAAGUGGCCUGCACCAACUGGAAGCGGGUGAUGAUUGUCCUGAGCGAAAGCUUAAUGGAUCAAGGCGUCCCCUACGUUGACCCUUUGGACAUUCCCCGCGAGAACGUCCACAACACCAGCACCCACUUCACCUUCAACAAAUUCUGGCGCCGCUACGGCAAGUUCUCCCGCCACCUCAUGAAGAUCAAGCUCAAGAAGUACACCAAGUUCCUCUUCGUCCGGGACCCUUUUGUUCGGCUGAUCUCGGCCUUCCGGAGCAAAUUUGAGUUGGCCAACGAGGAAUUCUACCGCCGGUUUGCCAUCCCCAUGCUCAAGCUCUACUCCAACUACAGCAGCCUGCCGACGUCGGUGAGCGAAGCCUUCGAGGGUGGUUUCCGCGUCUCCUUCUCAGACUUCAUCCAGUACUUGCUGGACCCUCGGACAGAAAAAUUGGCCCCUUUCAACGAGCACUGGAGGCAGGUGUACCGCCUGUGUCAUCCCUGCCAGAUUGACUAUGACUUUGUCGGCAAACUGGAGACCUUGGAUGAAGACGCCACGUACUUGUUGCAACUUCUCAAGGUGGACCAUCUUCUCCACUUCCCUCCCAGCUACCGGAACAGGACAGCCAACAGUUGGGAGGAGGACUGGUUCGCUAAAAUCCCCAUGGCGUGGCGACAGCGGUUGUACAAACUCUACGAGGCCGAUUUUGUACUUUUCGGAUAUCCUAAACCAGAAAACCUGCUCAAAAACUGAGCAAGAGCGAGGUGGAGGAGUGUCCCCCCCCAAAUCCCAAAGAAUCCUCCUUAUUUGACGUCCCCCAAAUCAGGGGGUCCCCCAUUUCCAGGUCGUGGCCUGGGACUGGGCUGCGGCCUAUUCAGAACCGGGCCACAUGAGUAGAAGGUGAGUGUGCACACACAGCUCGAUUUGCGUGAGCGGUGGGCACUCCCUCUUGUGCGUGCAGGAAGCUCCAUUUGGGGGAGCAGCAGGUGUGCCCACUGCUCGCCCCAAUGGAGCUUCACAAAUGCGCAUGAGUGCCCCUCACUCACGCAAAUGGAGCUUCAUGCACAUGUGCGAGUGUUUGCCAUUUGCACAAAUGGAGCUUCACAAAUGCUCACAAGUGCCCGUCACUCGUGCAAAUGGAGCUUCACAUGUGUGCGUGAGAGGCCACUGCUUAUUCCAAUCGAGCUGCGGGUGUGAGCAUGCUUGCCGCUCACACAGAACCAUUUCCUCCCCCCCCACCACCACCAGUCUGCAAAGCUGGAAAGGUUGGGGACCACUGCCCCCAAAUAACAAGGUCGCUCUUGGUGGCUCUCCACAAGUGUCCCUUUUCCUCAGGGGUAAAAUGUAAAAUUUGUUACUACUGGUUCUGUGGGUGUGGCUUGGUGUGUGUGGGGGUAAUGUGAUGGUGGGCGUGGACAACUUUUUUAAAAAAAACUUUUCAAAGCAUUUUUUCUACAACCUCUUCAAAAAUGCUUUGAAAAGCCUCUGCCGAUCAGGCAACACAGCUGGGAUCGUCAGAGUGGCUUUUAAAGGCAUUUUUUUCCCCUACAACCGCUUCGGCCGAAGAGGUUGCAGAAAAAAAUGCUUUGAAAAGCCUCUGACGAUCCCAGCUGAGCCGCGCGAUCAUCAGAGGCUUUUUUUUUUUUUUACUUUUAAAAGCAUUUUUUCGGUGGAAGAGGUUGUAGAAAAAAUGCUUUUAAAAGAAAAGAAAGAAAAAGCCUCUGAUGAUCGUGCAGCUCAGUUGGGCAUGGUGGUGGUGGUGGUGGGGGGCACGCAGGGAUUUUUGCUACCAGUUCUCCGAACCGCCUGCCGCCAUCGCUACCGGAUCGGGCGAUCCGGUCCGAACCGGGAGCAUUUCACCCCUGCUUUUUCUACAGCCUUUUACACACUGCUCGGUGGCGAGCUCCUGAAACCUUCCGCAGAAAAAGUUCUCGAACCCCCUCUUUGGUUUUUUUUGUCCAGUGUGACCUCUUUAUUUUUGCCGUUGUCUUACGAUCCGGUGGGUUCCGCCGCUGUUUUAUGUUGAUGCUUUUUCUCGGUGCGUCUAAAACAAAUGGAAAGAAAGAAUUAAUAUAUUAAAGAAAAAUAUUUAAUACGGAGCCUGCCUCGGGAAG
Molecule: messenger RNA, 2884 nt
Organism: Pantherophis guttatus
Lineage: Eukaryota; Metazoa; Chordata; Lepidosauria; Squamata; Colubridae
Gene: CHST12
Product: carbohydrate sulfotransferase 12
Biological process (GO): carbohydrate biosynthetic process; proteoglycan biosynthetic process
Cellular component (GO): membrane
Molecular function (GO): sulfotransferase activity
Source: RefSeq, a predicted model, not a curated record